AUGCCUUCGAUCCAAGUCUCAUCCGCCGGUCUAAUCGGUACCCUAUUCGAACGAGCACAAGAUGCCAUCUUUGCUCUCUCCUCCUGUUUACCAUGCACACCUGAAACCUCAGUCCUCAAACUCAACGGACGCAAUUUUCAAAUCGUCAAGCUUCUCGGCGAAGGUGGAUUUAGCUUCGUCUAUCUCGUUAAAGAUCAAGAAUCAGGACGACUGUUCGCGUUGAAGAAAAUUCGAUGCUCUGGAUACGGCGCAGAUUCGUUUCAGGAGGCAAUGAAGGAGAUUGAAGCGACAAAGAGGUUUCGUUCGCCGCACAUUAUUCCCAUCUAUGACAGUUGUGUUGUGCAAGAUGAUGCUGGGUCCGGUACUCUUUUUGGUAACCUGCCUUCGAAUGACCCUGAUAGCGGAGGAGGAAGGGGUGGAGAUGGAGGGAAAGUGAUCUAUCUCUUCCUACCAUUUUACGAGAAGGGGAAUCUUCAAGAUGCAAUCAAUGCACAUGUUGUGCGAGGGACACGAUUUGGAGAGCGAGAAAUGUUGCAGUUGUUCCUUGGAACUUGUAAAGCUGUGAGGGAGAUGCAUCAGUAUCGGUUACCCAACGUUGGCGUCACUCGUCGAAGUGCAGGAGCGUCAUCAACACCACGAAUGGAAGUUACACCUCCACAAGAUCCCUUUUCCGAUUCUCAAGCAGCAGCAGAUGAAGCACCACUUCUCGACGGAGAUCACGACGAAAACAACGCCUCUUAUCCACCCAAACCCAACAAAGGCAAAGGUCGAGAUUUCAGCGACACAGUCACCCAACCCUCCCUCGACGGCGGCAUCGAAUCCGGUUCAUCCGGUGAACUCCUCCCCUAUGCACACCGAGAUAUCAAGCCAGGCAACGUAAUGAUCGCUGACGAUGGCAAGACACCGGUCCUUAUGGAUUUCGGAUCAACCAUCAAAGCUCGAGUUCAUAUCAAAACGCGUAAAGACGCAGUAGCACAUCAAGAUCUAGCUGCUGAACGGUCAUCCAUGCCUUACCGCGCACCAGAACUGUUCGACGUGCCAACGGAUACAAUGUUGACAGAAGCAGUGGAUAUCUGGUCGUUGGGUUGUUUACUGUACGCGCUGGCAUAUCUGCAUUCACCGUUCGAGACGACUCAGACGAUCGAACAAGGUGGUUCUAUUGCAAUGGCAGUGCUGAAUGGAAGUUAUAAGACACCGCCGAGUGGGGAAGAUCCGUACUCGGAAAAGACAAGGGAGAUUAUCAAGAGAUGUAUACAGGUCAAGCCAGAAGACAGACCGGCGAUUGAUGAGGUUAUUGAGUUGACGGGGGCUGCUUUAAGGGGGUUGGAGUGA
This is a messenger RNA of Ustilago hordei, 1332 nucleotides long. RefSeq lists its product as uncharacterized. The coding region runs from base 1 to 1332 and encodes 443 amino acids. The record is from RefSeq and is a predicted model, not a curated record. NCBI's taxonomy places the organism in Eukaryota, Fungi, Basidiomycota, Ustilaginomycetes, Ustilaginales, Ustilaginaceae. Gene Ontology annotation, biological process: regulation of vacuole fusion, non-autophagic; protein phosphorylation; vacuolar protein processing. The transcript has a single exon. Gene Ontology annotation, cellular component: Golgi apparatus; cytoplasm. Gene Ontology annotation, molecular function: protein serine/threonine kinase activity; ATP binding.